CCUCAUCAACAAGUCAAAGACAAAUGUUUCCACCUUCAUUACCAGCACCCCCAAAUCCUGCUCCAAAUCUUAGUUCAGUGAAAAAUCAACUGAGGCGAACAUCUGUACCAGCUAUAUCACAUCAUAGUUAUGAAACUAUCGAUAACAAUAAUAAUAGUUAUAGCCAAAACAAUAAGCCUACUAGUCAAUCUAACAAUGAAAUCAUAGAUUUGAAUGGAUAUCAUGAUAAAAUGCAUGAGAACUGCAUCAUUUCAUUACCGCCACAAUAUUUGCCUCAAAGUCCACCACAAUCAUUAAUAGCAGAAAGUAUUUCUCAUUCAGAAUUCGAUAGUUUACUUAUAGCUAAUGAAAAUAUAUCUACAGAAAAUGUUUUUUGUUUAAAUGAAACAAACAAUGAUUCAUUAUCUAAGUCAAAACUUUUACAAUAUAGUAAUGAAAGUUUACUAACAACACUUGUUCGAUAUCAAAAUCUAACAGAAAAUUGUAUAAAUCAUAAGUUGACAAGAAAAUCAGAUGCAACUAGUCAAGACACUUGUUUUAAUUCAAUAGAAUUAACUUCAUGUGAUAUUCAUAAUCCUGAGAAAUUACCUGAUCAAUCAUGUAUUAGUGAAGAGAUAAGAAAAUCUCAUGAUCAAUCUGUGAAAGUUAAUCUACGGAAUCAUUGUCAUCCCAUUGAAUUCAAUAAUACUUUAGAAAAGAAAAAAUCCAAGACUAGCAAUCGAUUGUCUAUGUCAAAUGAACAGAAAAUUACAUCACCUAAGCAAUUUGUAUUAGAUAAGCCAAAUGAUACUAAUCAUACAAAUAUUGAUUUAAAACAUUUAAGUAAAGUGGAACAAGUUAAACAAUGUUGGGAAAAUUAUUUCCGACCGAAACCACCAAGAAUUGCAAGAAAUAAAACUAGAAAAACUGAUUCAAUAACUCAAUCGGUUAUUUUAGAUAAUGAUAAUAAUAAUAAUAAUGACCUAACAAGUAAAUGUUUACGAUCGAACAGUGUUGAUUGUACAUAUCGAGAUUAUGAGUGUAAACAGUCUACAGAAGAGAAAUAUGAUUCAGAUGAAUAUUCAACAAGUUCACAAUGUAAAGCUUUAUCAACACCUGUCAGUCCAAUUUUAACAAGUAAUAAUAAUUCGCAAGCAAUUAACUCGACACUUAUUCAAUCUCAAUUUUUUCCUAAAGAAACAAAUGAAUUUGAUCAAUGGACCAAAUCAAAAUAUACAAGAAAAGGAUAUUCUCCUUCAUUUAUUCGUUUAAUUAUUGCGAAUGAAUUAGAUCAGACUGAACAAAGUCAGAAAGAAAGUUCUUGUCAAACGCCACAAUCAUUAUUAUUAUUAUCAUCUGAUACAGUAGUAGUAGAUCAAUUGAAUGGUCGACAUUCAAGUUCAACAUUAACUCUCACUGAAAAUACAGCAACAACUAAAGAUCUUGACAGUGAAAAAAUCAAUUCAGAAUAUUCAACUGAACAGAAAUUCUGUGAAAAUGAACAUAAUGUGUCAUCAAAUGAAAAUUAUGUUGAUAAACGUUUAUGUCGAAGUAAUAUAGAAUUUUCUGAUCAAUAUAAUAUUAAUAAUAGUAAUAAUGAUGAUAGAUAUUCAGAUUAUCGUAUUGAUUUUGUGCGUCCUCAAUCGCUUACAUUACAACGUCAUUGUAUUCAUUUAACAAAUAAUGACAGAAAAUUAAUGUCUCUGUCUUCUAGCAAAUCAUCAGAUAAUUUUCACGAGACUAAUCUACAGUCUUCUUAUGACAAUGAUGUGAAUGAAAUGACUAAAGAGAUAAAAAUACAUACAGGAAAAUAUCCCUACACAUUUAUUGAUCAUACACAGACAGAUGAUAAUUUAAACAAACAUGCUCAUUGGUCAAGAUUGUAUGUUGAACAAAAAGACAGAUUGAAUAAAAAUAUGAACAAAAAGUUUCAACGAAACGAUAACACACAAAUAGACAAUGACAUAAUAGUACCAACUGACAAGUAUCCAUUAUAUGCAAGAUCAUAUUCAGCGGAUUAUAAUACGCUGAAAGUUAAUCCACGACGAGUUCAGCCAUACACAAUCGGUAUUGACAGAUCAGAAUCAUUUGAUAAAAGCAUUAAACAUAUAUCGUUCGGUGUGAAUUUAAACAAAAAAUCAAAUUUAUCUCAUCAUCUUGUUACUGAUUAUCAUAAAACUAAUUUAAGACAUAGUUUCUAUUCUCCUGUUUCUACAUCCAGUUUAAUAUGUACAUCAGUAAAUCCCGAAACAUACAUAAAUACUAAUUCAUUUCAACUAGUGAAACAGAAAAGGCCAUUUUCACUACAUCAACACAAUCGUAAAACAAAAAUUACUUUAUUUAAAGAUAGAAAUAUUGAUAAAGCACAUUUCUCUUUUCCAAUUCAACUGGCUGAAUUGAAUAAACGGUCAUUAUCUCCAAGAAUUUUCUAUGAUAAUUCAACAGAUAAUAAUGAACAAGACAGUAACACUGAUGGUAGUGAUUACGAUCAUGAAAAUGAACAAUUGAACAUUGAACUGAAAAUGUCACUUUCUCCAGCAGCUCAACGAUACGAGGAGCAUGUGUUAGCAGCUACAGUUUCUGGUAGACCAAAUGCUAAAACCACUACAAAUCAAAUAUUUUUCAAUGAUCCUAAAAAUUAUGUAACUCAUCAAAAUCCUAACAAAAAAGUUAGUCUAUUACUACCUGAAUGUCAAUAUGAUAAUCAACCUAUAGAGAUGAUUAAAAAUUUUCCAUACCAUGAUGAAGAUAGUGGUGAAUCGAAUAAUUAUCAGCAUAAUGAAAAUCUUCUUCAUACAGAAUUAUGGCGUGAAAAACUUGGCGCCAUUACAAGAUGGAGACGUGAAGUGGAUGAUGCUAUGCUAGCUGGUGAAACAGAUCUGAAAGAAAUAUUUCAUUCACCGGAACAUUUGUUACAUAAUAAUUGUAUGGAGGAAGAUGAGGAAUUCCGUGGACGAUCUUGUUUACCGAAUCAACACAAUACUACUAAUUAUUUGCCAUCAACAAUGGCUCCAGUUAAUUUACUUCAAUCAAACGGUUUAUAUGCAACAGUUAUUGAUACGGAAACAAACACACCAACUUCAUGCAAUCGCCUAUUAACACAAUCUUAUACAACAUAUAGUAAACCAUUGAUUGGAGGCAAUGAGGUAACUGGAACAAAUCGGCAUGUAUUGUGUUGUUCAUCAAAUAAUUCAAAGCCAAACAUGCAACAAAUAAAUUCAUCAAUGGCGAAAAAUAUGAAUUUAUAUGAUAAUCUAAUAAUGUUAAAGAACUACCAACCAACAAAUCAAGCUGUACCAAGUAAAGUUGUGAUCAAUCCAAAUGAGGUAUCGAAUAAUCAAACUUAUCGUUGUGAUAAUAAUGUUCGAUUUGAAAAUUCUCAACAGAUCAAUUCAAAAUAUCAGCCGAUGUGGAUCAAAGCACCUAUACCACAAUUAAAUUCUCCACGACAACGAUCCAAUUCAGGCAGUAAUGCUGUUGUUUUACAGCCUUCUUUUCAACAACAACAACAACUACAACUACAACAACUACAAAAUUCCACAAAUUUACCUCCACAUUAUAAUUAUGAUUAUUAUCAUCAUUAUGCAUUGAAUAAUAACCCGGUCAAUACAACACCAUCAAACAUUCAAACAUCAUUUCCGGUAAAUCAGCCAAGUGUUCCAUUUUCAAAUAUGAAUUCAUCUAUCCAUCGACAUCAAACUCCAACAGUGAAAUCAUUUCGAAAUUUUUUCACACCAAAAUUAAGACGAAAAACAUAUGAAUUGGAUAAAACUGAAGCUGUUCAAUUGAAACAAGACAAUUAUAUACCAACAAAUGUGAUACAAAAUAAUCCAGUUGGACAACAUGGAAGAAAUAAUCAUACAAAAUCAAUGAAUGAAAGAAAUAACCAGCUCAGAAAAGUUGUCCCAUCUUCAUCGUACACUGAUGCGCUUAAUUUGGCUGUUGCUGCAAAUACCGCAUUAUAUGAAGCAUUUAAUCAAUCGAUAGCUUCAACAGAUUCAUAUCAGAAAACUAAUGCAAUUCAUCACAACACCCCGAUAUCUUUUAAACAACAGAAAUUCAAAGCUACUGCUGCACCAAUCAAUCCAAGCUCUUCAACAGUAAAUAAUAAUGAACGACCUCUAGUUGAACUAGGUUCAGCACCAAUUGAAACAGGACAAAUACAAAAUAAAAUUGGACCUUGUCAAUGGACUAAAAUUAUUAAACCACAUAAAAAUAUUUCUCUUUCACCAAUUUCAUCCAUUUCACACUGUAAUACAGAUGAUAAUUCACCAAUGGAAAAACAAACAGAUAUCAUAAACAAAUGUCAAAACAAUACAAUAGAACAAACACUGUAUUCAAAUCAUAAAUCUAAAAGCCCUAAAUUAUUAUUAAGUGACAAGUCUAAUGAUUUAAUAGAGACGCCCAUAGAUAGUAGGCGUACACCUGGACGGCUUAGAUCAAAUCUUCGUCAUGCUGUUACAUUAAGUCCUUGUCGUCGUAAACCAGAUCUAACAUCAGAACAAUGUAAUAGUCCAUAUCUUCAACCAAGUCCAUUAGCAUUGAGUUCAGGAUUUGUAUCAGCUGGUUCGAUUGUCAAUGCAAUUGAAGAUUCCAAUGAGAAAAUGAAUAAAGAUGAAUUCACUGAAAAUUCAGGAAAAAUGAAAUCUGUUCCUCCACCAGUUGGUGUUCAUGACUAUCCUAUUGUUGCAAAUUUAGAAAAAGAUUUAAAUACAAUUGAAAGUUUAAUCAAUGAUUCAUCGGAUAAUCUCAAUAAUGACACUACACCACACACAAAUUCACAUAAACAAUUAGAAUUACCCACUAAUUAUACACGAAAAUCAAUUAAUCAACCACGACAAUCACAACAACAACAACGUUCAAAAUUCAAUAAAUUACCACCAUUACAAACAUUACCACCAUGUAAACUAUUACUUGGUCGUGUAGCAUCAAAUGAAGAUAUAUGCAUUGGAACUGAAACACCAUUUUCAUUUAAUAUUGCAGCAACUGAUAAAGAGAUUUGUAUAACACGAGUAGCUUCAGUUGAAGAUUUAAAAUAUCAACAUGAACAACAACAACGACAUGAUCAAUUAAACUGUGACAAUAAUAAUCAUACUAAUAACAACAAAACUCAAUCAAUCAAACGAGAUCGUAAACGUAUUCCAAUUAGUUUACGUUUAACAUUUGGUUCUGAAUCAAAACUUCAUAAAUCUACGCUACAAUCUGAUAAAAACGAUGAUUUAACAAUGAAAAAUUAUCGUGCAAUGUAUUAUGUAGAUAUACCACAAGGUAAUAAUGAUAGAACUGUCGGUGAAUUAAGGCGUAAAACAAGAAAUCAAUUAAAAUGUGGUAAUCAUCUACAAAAUAUGAUACGUUAUAGUUUACCAUGUAUUACAUAUUGUGAAGAAUUGCCAAAACCUAUUUCAUUAUUGCCAUCAUGAGUUAUAUAGAAAGAAACGAACCGGUGAUCUGUGUAUAUUUAUAUCAUGAUUAAGAAAUAAUCAAUUCAACAAAAAAACAUCAUAGUUAUCAUUGAUAUAAUUUGUUAUAUACAAAAAAAAUAAUAUCAAUUUUCUUCCCUAAUAACACUGUAUUAUUCAAGUUAUAUGAAAGAUAACUCUUUUUAAACAUAGCGCCCUUUUUCUCCAUCUUAAUUUCAAACUUAUGAAUCAAAGAUUUUAAUUCAUUGAUUGAUUAAAAUCUACUGAUAAUUAAAAAAAUUUAACUGAAAUUUACUUUUUAUUGAUAAUAUGACAAACAGUGAUUUAAACAAAUCUUUGAUCGAACAAAGAAAUUAUAGUGAUCAGUAUGAAAC
Messenger RNA from Schistosoma turkestanicum, 5773 nucleotides. The record is from the annotation of a GenBank genome assembly. Lineage: Eukaryota; Metazoa; Platyhelminthes; Trematoda; Strigeidida; Schistosomatidae.